This is a messenger RNA of Ceratina calcarata, 734 nucleotides long. It is a transcript of the gene RpL19, whose product is annotated as ribosomal protein L19. Bases 78 to 680 code for a protein of 200 amino acids. The transcript has 4 exons. The record is from RefSeq and is a predicted model, not a curated record. Gene Ontology annotation, molecular function: structural constituent of ribosome; RNA binding. NCBI's taxonomy places the organism in Eukaryota, Metazoa, Arthropoda, Insecta, Hymenoptera, Apidae. Gene Ontology annotation, cellular component: ribosome; cytosolic large ribosomal subunit. Gene Ontology annotation, biological process: translation.
UAAAUGUACGAAUACAUAGGAAGUACAACUGUGGCCAUCUUGACGUUCUUUACCGUGGUCAACUUACAGGCUGCGUCAUGAGUUCGUUAAAGCUACAGAAGAGGCUUGCAGCCUCUGUUAUGCGAUGUGGUAAAAAGAAGGUCUGGCUGGAUCCUAAUGAAAUCAAUGAAAUUGCGAAUACAAACUCCAGACAAAGCAUUAGGAAGCUGAUCAAGGAUGGUCUUAUCAUUAAGAAACCUGUAGCUGUCCAUUCUAGAGCCAGAGUUCGUAAGAAUACUGAAGCUAGACGUAAAGGACGUCAUUGUGGAUUUGGUAAAAGGAAAGGUACAGCAAAUGCCCGAACACCACAGAAGGAUUUAUGGAUCCAAAGGAUGAGAGUUCUACGUAGACUCUUGAAGAAGUACCGGGAAACUAAAAAGAUCGAUAGACAUUUGUACCAUUCCUUGUACAUGAAAGCCAAAGGUAACGUCUUCAAGAACAAGAGAGUUCUGAUGGAAUUCAUCCAUAAGAAGAAGGCUGAGAAAGCCAGGGCAGAGAUGCUUUCGGAUCAAGCCGAGGCACGCCGUACGAAAGUCAGGGAAGCGCGUAAACGUAGGGCAGAACGCAUUGCUACUAAGAAACAAGAGUUGUUGCAAUCCUACCAGCGCGAAGACGAAGCCGCGGCAGCACAAAAGAAGUGAUCCAAGGACUUAUGUAUAUAUUUUUUAUCGUAUAAAUAAAACAUGAUAAUCUUA